AUGGCGUCCGAUUCCCCUUAUAGGAUCUCCGCGACGGAUCGAAGUGGUCUGAUCGUUAUUGUCGAGACGCUGUUUAUGUCAUGGAUGAUCAUUGUGGGAUUGAUCCGGUUGUAUAUGCGGAUUGCGAUCAAUGGACCCGUGCAGAUUGAUGAUCUGGCGUUGUUUGUCGGGAGUGGACUAGGUGUCGCCCAUGUAGGAACAAUAAUGGACGCCGUCAACCAUGGCCUAGGACGACCGCAAGAUGAAAGCUCGGUAUCAAGCUUGAAAAAAGCCGGAGAGGGUCUUUAUGCAGCAAACCUCUUGUUUCUAGCUGCCCACGGAGCCUCCAAAAUCUCCAUUUGCCUGCUAUUGAAACGCCUGGGCCGACAAGACAAAUACCUCCUCAGCUCGAAAAUUCUUCUGGCGGUGGUGGCAGCAUGGACAGUUGCUUCAUUUCUAGCCAUUGCUCUCAGUUGCCACCCAGAAAAUCUAUUGAUUGAAUCAGCUAUGGCGCAGGAAUGCGGUAACCUUAACCUAGCCUGGAAGACCAUCACAGCCUUCGAUGUGAUUACGGAAGUCCUCUCGUUUGGACUUAGUAUAUUCCUGGUCUGGGGUAUUCAGAUGCGGUGGAAGGAGAAGGCUACCGUGAUCUUUGCCUUUGGAACGAGGACGCCGACUAUUAUCUUAAUUAUCCUUCGUCAAGCCUAUCUCGACGACGCACUAUACCACCCCAAUCCAUCUCUUCUUCUAUCCAAAGCAACAAUUGCCACUGCCGUCCUCAUUCACUGCAGCCUCAUGGUCUCAACCGUACCGUGUCUAAAGCCAUUCGUGAUUGCUUUCAAUACAGGCUGGGGACAAGGUGUCACGAACAGCUAUGGCGAGAGCUCAUAUUUCACUCCGACUGGAAACAGCGGAUCUACCAAUCAUUCUCGAGUCUACACGACGAACCCAGGAGAUGCAGACGAGGACGAUGCGAUUGAGGGUGGGCGGGAUUCUCAGGAAAGCCAGCACUCGCGACAGCUGAUUAUUCACCAAACGCAGGAGUGGAUAGUGCAAGAGGAGUAUGAAAUGCAGGUGGUUAGGAACAGGAUUUGA
Penicillium pulvis is the source of this 1074-nucleotide messenger RNA. RefSeq lists its product as uncharacterized. The coding region runs from base 1 to 1074 and encodes 357 amino acids. Lineage: Eukaryota; Fungi; Ascomycota; Eurotiomycetes; Eurotiales; Aspergillaceae. The transcript has 5 exons. The record is from RefSeq and is a predicted model, not a curated record.